This is a messenger RNA of Arthroderma uncinatum, 3270 nucleotides long. RefSeq lists its product as uncharacterized. The transcript is spliced from 3 exons. The record is from RefSeq and is a predicted model, not a curated record. Gene Ontology annotation, molecular function: protein binding. Lineage: Eukaryota; Fungi; Ascomycota; Eurotiomycetes; Onygenales; Arthrodermataceae. Bases 1 to 3270 code for a protein of 1089 amino acids.
AUGGGGAAAUACGAGUCGUUGCGCCUUGUGUCAGACGCCUAUCCGGGCGUCCCACAGGUUAGAGUCCAGGGUGCAAUGGCGCUGUUCAUUGCGACCUCGAUCCUCUGGGCGUUGAUCUGGCUUACCUACCGUGCAUAUCAAGUUUGCUUGACUCCGAACGAGCUGCUGGUCGAAAAGCUCGGCUUGGACAUCCCUCCCACUCCGGAAGUGAUUUUGGAAGAGAUAGGAGGCCGAGAUGUUCGCAUAGCUUGGAAAUACCCGGAGUUGCAGAAUUCGGUCCAUAAACAUGCGGUGCAAGUAAAUGGCCUUCGAGUCGGCGAGACGAAGCGUUCCGAGACUGCCGUUUCCAUUUUCAACCUUCAGCCCAACCGGAUCUACCAUGUAUGCGUGAUCGCAAUCAGUUCAGCCAAUUUCCAAACUUGCAGCGCUGUUCUCCAUAUCCGCACAGGUCAAGGGCCCUUUCCACCUGAACAAAACGACGAGAAUGGCGGACCCCCUCUCAUUCAGGCGUAUGUUCCCAAGGCGGCCACGAUCGUGUCACCGUCGGCGCCGGUCAUGUCCAGAGAACACAGCGGUGGAGUAACACAAGCAAAACGAUCUGGCGGAGGAAGAAAGUCGAUCGGAUCAACAUCCACUCAGGAACAUACCAUUCCGCAGGCGCCGGAUGAUGGAGAGUCCAUAGGCAACGAAUCAGAAGGUUCUCUCAAGCAACUGGCAGAACGUCUGAAAUACCUUCAACAAGAGAACGAGACGCUCGAUAGACACCUGUUUCAGGAAGACAAGGAGUACGAACAACAACUGCGAGACUUAGAAGACCAAAGGAAUGAUUUAAAGCAACGAGUAAAAGAAAAGGACGAUGCAAGUGGCGACCUGCGGAAGCAUAUCAAUAAGCUGGAAAGCGUCAAUCGAACGGCCCAAAGCGAGAAAAGCAAACGGGAGAAGCUCCUGCAGCAAAAGGAAGCUGAACGGAAAAAGCGGAGUGAAGAUAUCAUUAGGUGGGAUGAGAAAUCGAUCGAGAUAAAGGCUGAGCUGGCCAAUCUUCAGGAAGAGAAGUCCCGCAUCGAUGAGGAGUCUACCAAGCAAAUCGAAGAGUAUCGGCGCAAGGUUACAGAGGAGCAAGGUGAAAUGAAACAAAUCGACGAAGAUAUCAAGAUCAAGGGCAGUCGUAUUAAAGCCCUAGAAGAGGAAAGACGACGGCCUGAAGGAGAUGACAACGACGAGGCUAGAGAGUUGGAACGGAUGGAGAGAGAACGUGAACGCUUCUGGGAUGGGAAAAUCGCAGGCCUUCGCACCCAGUACGCCUCUCUCAUGAAUGUGCACUCUCAGGCCCAGCAGCAGUAUUACGAGGCUCAAGACCGACUCCAGUGGACAAACGCUCAAUGGGCCAGCCCUUCAGCGCCGUUUGGCCCUAUUGCCACUCCUGAGCUAGGCCUCAACAGAAGAACGAGCAGCCAUCGACGUAACCGCCAUCGAAGCUCUCUUAACAGCAACAUGUCAUCACCCGUGAGCUUCCCCUUGGUCGAUACUGCGUUCCCAAAUUCAAACUACGGCCAAGUCGGCAAUAACUCGCCAACGUUCACCUCCGGUCCAACGUUUUUCAACAUCAACAAUGGAAUGACAAUCUCCGAUCCAGCUGAUAAUAUCAGCCCCGUCCGAGCUGAUAUCGAAAACCCGCCCAUGAGCCCCCGUGCCGACGCGUUACUACCAUCUGACCUCCUCGGGGACGAGGAGCAGAGUGUCGGCGAGGCGCCAGAAAUUACACCAUUUCCCGGAGUGCCCACCGCUCCCUUUGAGGGUCUCCUACCCAACUCACCAUCGCCACUCUCUUCUGGCAGCGAUCCCACAAGCAUCUUCGCCAGCCCUCAUGGAAGCCUGAACAAUCUCCAUGAUACCGACCGUAACUCUGGAAAAGCCACACUACCUGGAAGCCAGCCUCCUCCCGACGGCGCGCAGAGUGCAUCUCGACGGCUCUCGGGGUUAUUUGGUUUUAACCGCCAGAGAGGAAAGACCAUGGCCGAUGGGCCUCCUCUACUUGGGAGCCUUAAGUCAGGACAGAGUCAAUCGUUCCCCGGGAAUUUAGAAGACGACUUUGACCCGAUUGGUACGAGACGUCGUCGUUUGAGCUAUACCACCAACUGGGCGAACCCAAUGACUACGCUCUUUCCCCGUAGCAAUACUUCCCAUGUUACAGGCGAUAGUUCGUCUGACCGUAUACCUGCGGGGAGACGGGCAAUGUUUCCGAGUUUCUUCACAUCAGGAAGACACGGGUCAGGAGUUUUCACCAACCCCAACCAAUCAUCACUUAAUUCUCCAGAUGCAAGCAAAGGGUAUAAUCAAUUUAGCCCUCGUCAUGACCCGAUUGAUCCCUCUAUACUUGGGACUGUUCGUCGGAAUUCCCUAUCACCCCGGCCCUCGUCAACAUAUUCAUUCGAAAACGCCCUCCCACGGCCUACAAUGGAAAACCAGCCAUUCGGAUGGCCUUCCACCGAUAAGGCAGCGAGUUCUGGCCUUGACUGGAUCUCUCCCACUGCUUGGUCACGUAACCAGUCUCGUCGCCCUUCAGUUCAAGUAGGUUCGACUGGCCACUUACCUCUUGGUUUACCUACUGAAUUAGAAUUCCAUGAAGCCCCAUACGAGCCACAGAGGCCAAUACAGGCACCCAUUGGGACUCGACCCCCGUCUUCUCAUCGCCCUAUCACCCCAAAACUAAACCCCACCGCACCAUCAUUUACAACCAUCUUCGGUAAGAAGCUUGAUCGGCCCAAAUCGAAGGAUUCGGAACGCCCUCGAUCACGCGGAAACGAAUCCACCCAUGAAGAGAUGUCGCCCCCUGCGUCUCGCCGGUCGAAAGACUCCCGCUCGAUCCAAACAGCUGCCACGGAGUCACACGAGUCACUCGAACAGGUGCCAUCGUCUACUCCAUCGGAGGCAGUGAGUACUAAGGAAACAUUCAUUCAGAAACUUACACGCAAAGGAAGCUCAAGCAAGUUCAAUAUGCCCUGGAAGGAUCGAGCCAGCCUGUUCUCUAAAAAAGGAGAUUCAACCGGCCAGGGUGAUCCUGACGGCGAGGGAAAUAGCGAGAUCCAACUAGGCAAAAGCAACGAGAGCGCAAUUUCACUUACCCUCGGUGAUAAAUCUGGAGAUAGAUCUAGUAAGAGUAGCCUUGGCUUUGGGUUUAUCCGGAAAUCGAAGAAGGUAGAUAAAGCACCAAGUGAAUCGAGUGGGAUAGCGAGCGAGGCUGGGGAUGAGUCAAUGUCAGAGGAUAUAUGA